This is a messenger RNA of Epinephelus lanceolatus (giant grouper), 1920 nucleotides long. Lineage: Eukaryota; Metazoa; Chordata; Actinopteri; Perciformes; Serranidae. The record is from RefSeq and is a predicted model, not a curated record.
CUCACACCUCAAGACAAAGAGAAAACUGUAUAUCACCGCACCAGCCUGUGAGCCUAGCAUUACAGACACUGCGCAUAUAUGCUUAUUUUCUCUUUAAAAUGAAGUUAUCUACUUUUUCCUUUACUGCACACACCACGGGUUUCCAAUUGAUUUUCCUGCUGCAUAGUCAGGAUUUUCCAGAGCUGUGUAAUGUCUUGGGCGAACAUGAUUCCAGACAGUAGCUUUAUAAUAAUGGUCAGCAUUUCUCUUAUUCGGUCAGACAAACUAAAAACUCUGCUUUCAAACUAUAGGAUACGUGUUACCUACAGUCAAAAGGCCGAUGCCAAAUUUUAAAAAGAGUAAUGUUUCAUCUCAUAUUGAAAAAAUCGAUGAUAUGUGCUAAACAACGCAGAUAGUAUUAUAUAAAUGCAUAUGUUUAGGUAUAAGGGUCUGAAUGGUAAAUCUGUGCUUCAUAUAACCCGCAUAAACCGCAGUGAGACGUUUAAGGACCGUAAGAUAAAUCAAGACGGCUUAUGUGGUAUCAAGAUAAAAAGUCAUUUCGGAUGUCCUAAGACAAAAGGACUUCCACUGUAUGUGUAAAUUACAUGUGGAAGACACCGGUGUGUUCACAAAUGGUUAACCUGAAGGUCGGGACUCUCAAGACUCCCUUCUCCCCUCGGUAUGACAUCACUGCUGGACAAAGCAGCAAGGAGUGGUUUCUGUGAAGAGAACCGUCCCAAAUCAAUGGACCAUACCCACACACCCUGAAAACACAUCUUACAGCUUUAUCCACCGUCAAAACAAACUGUUAUCGCUUCGGCGGCAGUUCCAGCAGUGCUUUGUUGAGAGGGGAAUGAACUACUCUGGAAAAUAACAUCGGCUGUGCUGCUGCUCACAGGAAAGAGUCACCGCCGCUGGAUGGUUGGUGCUUUCAAAGUUUCGCCCUCCUAACAUGCGCUGUGUCUGAAGAAACUGACCCGCGGUUCAAAUCCACCCUGGAAGACGAUGCUGUCCCUCCUGCUGUCCGCAAUGCUGGCCAUCCAAGCUAUGGCUGUGAUGGAAGUGCACGUCCCAGAGCAGCCAGUGGUGGCGCUGCAUGGCAUGGAUGCCACACUCAACUGCUCCUUCACCCACGCCAGCCCCUUCAACUUGUCUGAUCUGAGCGUCUUCUGGCAGCUGACCGACACCCAACGCAGUGUGCACGGGUAUGGGGAGGGACGCGACAAGCUGGUGGACCAGGCUGAGCGCUUCGCCAACCGCACCAGUCUGUUCCCUACCCAGCUGGGCCUGGGCAACGCUUCGCUCCUGCUGAGCAGGGUCGUGGUGGCUGAUGAAGGCAGCUAUACCUGCUUUGUCAGGGUGCAGGACUACGGCAGCGCUGCUCUGCUGCUGCAGGUGGCCGCCCCCUACUCCAAGCCUGUAGUGACGUUGGAGUCUGAAUCCAACCUACGACCAGGUGAUGAGGUGGCCCUGACUUGUGUGGCCUAUGGCGGUUAUCCCGAAGCUGGUGUGAUAUGGCAGGAUGGCGGCGGUCGCAACCUGACGGACAAUAUCACCACUUCAUUGGUGGCCAACGAGGAAGGGCUGUUCACUAUCACCAGCGUGCUGACAGUUGUCCUGGAGCCCAAUAGCACCUACAGCUGCGGACUGAUCAACCCACUACUGGGCGAGGAGGGCUACGCCUUUGUCACGAUCACAGGUCAGAACAUCGCGUUCCCCCCGGUGGCUCUGUGGGUAACUGUUGGCCUGGCCGUGUGUCUGCUGGUGCUGCUCAUUGCCCUGGCUGCUGUCUGCCGCAGGAAGAUCAAGGAGAGCUGCGAGGAGGCCAGGAGAGAAGGUAGAGGAGGGAAGGGGGGGGGGCGGGGGGGGGUUGGAGAUGUGGCUCUGCACAUUCAGUAUGGCCAGAUUGAAGUUGACUCUCACUUCACCGUGUCUGUGUAG